GUAGYAGUCUGUUAUAUAAGAUACCGUUURACUAAAAUAAGAGUUUUAAGUAUUCACUUGAWAUGUUACGUUGCGCAUCGUGUUUCUGACGGGCGGAUUGAUCCGUGAACGCAGCGCAUCCCACAUCCCUUUAUUUCCUGAGAGGAGGAGCGACCCGGUGAGCGGACCGUCGCUGCCCMGCUACCCGGAGCUAACGGAGCCGAGAUUCUCUCAACUGCGAGUCGAGACAUUAAAAUCAAAUGCCUCUAUGAUCCAAUUAACCUCACAACGAGAUACAAGGUGUUCAGUUUACGCAAGAAGUGAGCCAUGGCUGAACAGAAUUCCUCCCGCCCCCAAAGGAAGAUGUCCACCUCGGGAGAGAGCGUGUACAAGGUGCUAGGCCUUGAGAAAGGAGCUUCAGCAGAAGAAAUCAAAAAAGCAUACAGAAAACUCGCUCUGAAGUACCAUCCAGACAAGAACCCCGACAACCCAGAAGCAGCGGAGAAGUUCAAGGAGAUCAACAACGCCAACUCGAUUUUAAACGACGAGAACAAGAGGAAGAUUUAUGACGAGUAUGGCUCCAUGGGGCUUUACGUGUCUGAACAGUUCGGAGAGGAGAGCGUUAAAUAUUACUUCCUCAUGUCCAAAUGGUGGUUUAAGAGUCUGUUGCUGUGCUGCACAGUUUUCACCUGCUGCUGCUGCUGUUGCUGCUGCUGUUUGUGCUGCGGGAAGUGCAAACCUUCCGAUGACGAAGAGAGCUAUCAGUACGUCGACCCCGAGGACCUGGAGGCCCAGAUCAGGGCGGACCAGGACGGAGGUACUACUGUAAUUAUAAUCCAGCCCACUUCUAAUCUGGGUCCAGAGACCCCAGAAGACCAGAGUAAGYCCAUCCCCCUGCCCUUGCCUCCACCCGAGCCCCGCUGUCCGAGCUCGGCUAACGCAGCGGGCGCAGAAAACCCAGAGGACAACUAACCAGAGUCCCAGUGACUCAAGAAACGUCUUCGAGGCACGACAUCCUUCAGGAAGUGACGUCACCGUAUCAGGCGUCUAGAGGAAACGACAUCAACGCGUCUUUGGCACAAACGAAAG
This is a messenger RNA of Austrofundulus limnaeus, 1068 nucleotides long. RefSeq names its product DnaJ (Hsp40) homolog, subfamily C, member 5 gamma a (gene dnajc5ga). The record is from RefSeq and is a predicted model, not a curated record. NCBI's taxonomy places the organism in Eukaryota, Metazoa, Chordata, Actinopteri, Cyprinodontiformes, Rivulidae.